AUGCAACCUGCAGCUGCACUAUCUUCGCCGGCCUGCGACCGGCGGGGUUUAUCAGACCGCGCACUCUCCGUCCUAUCCUACCCCCCUAAACCCUCACACAAUACCAACACCCCCUUCCCACCCCCCCAGCCCCUCGGCGCCACCAGCAUAAUGCAGCACCUCUCCAUCAUCAGCGUGGUCGGGCACAAAAUGCGCAACAUGGUCGGCACGGCGGCCGAGAUCUUCAGCGCGCUGGCCAGCGCGCGCGUGAACAUCUAUCUGAUCAGCCAGGGGGCGAGCGAGAUAAAUAUAUCGUUUGUAGUGAGGCAGGAAGAGGCGCUAAGGGCGAUGCGGGUGGUGCAUGGAACGGUUUUGAGGGUGCCCGGGCAGGGGGAGAGGGAGAGUGCGUUUGGGAAGGGGCCGUGGCUGUAUUAG
Messenger RNA from Trematosphaeria pertusa, 414 nucleotides. RefSeq lists its product as uncharacterized. Gene Ontology annotation, molecular function: aspartate kinase activity; homoserine dehydrogenase activity. Lineage: Eukaryota; Fungi; Ascomycota; Dothideomycetes; Pleosporales; Trematosphaeriaceae. The record is from RefSeq and is a predicted model, not a curated record. Gene Ontology annotation, biological process: aspartate family amino acid biosynthetic process. Bases 1 to 414 code for a protein of 137 amino acids. The transcript has 2 exons.